Molecule: messenger RNA, 300 nt
Organism: Trichoderma citrinoviride
Lineage: Eukaryota; Fungi; Ascomycota; Sordariomycetes; Hypocreales; Hypocreaceae
Exons: 1
Source: RefSeq, a predicted model, not a curated record
CCGCCUGCACUGACACCCACUAAUCUCCAAGCCCACACAACACAUCUCCCGUUUAUUGACUUGAUUCCAUUCCCACAAUUCCGGGAUAGUCUUCUGUGCGCUGGAGAUUUACUUGAUGCUCGCAAUUUUUGGAAUGAUCUAGUGUCCGGUAAGAUCAAAGUUUGGGGAAAGACCCCUUGGGAUCGAAGAGGCUGGGAGAUGCAAGAAGACUUUGUAGACAGAUGGCGUUGGGUGAUAACUGAUGAUAUCUUGGAGGAGACGAACUUUUGGAGAGUGUCUAGAGAUGAAGCACCUCUUCUG